Molecule: messenger RNA, 834 nt
Organism: Manihot esculenta (cassava)
Lineage: Eukaryota; Viridiplantae; Streptophyta; Magnoliopsida; Malpighiales; Euphorbiaceae
Exons: 2
Coding region: 1-834 (277 amino acids)
Source: RefSeq, a predicted model, not a curated record
AUGGGAACUUACGUCCUUCUUCAGCUCUUCUUCGCUAGACCGCCAUCACAGCCACUUCUAAACCCUCACAAAUUCUCCAAUACUACUAGGCCCGUCGCUUCCAGUGGCCCGAAGAACUUCUGGUCUACUUCGUCAACCGGCCCCGUCAGAAUUAAUCUCGAAGAUGAGCUCUACACCGACGGCGAUGAUGGUUUCGAUGAGUUCCGGUUCAGUGAUGGUUCGAAACAGAGGAUCUGGUGGUCUAAUGAAGACGAAAAUAGUUGGAUCGACUAUGAGGAGGAGAAUGAGCUCUGGAUUUUCAAGGUAUUUAGAGCUUUUGGAUGGAUGAUUCCAGCCAUUGGUAUAUCAUUGCUACUAGGAACUGGCUCUAAUGCUUUCUUCAUGGCAUUAGCUGUUCCACUAGGUCAGACAGCACUCUCUCUUGUGAUUGAUAAGGUCUGGGGAACUACAAGCAGCAAGCCUAAACCUAGAACUAGAACCAGGAGGACUAAGAAGAAACCAUUUGUUAGGCCUGCCAGAAGGGAGAAAACAAAUAAGAGGGAAGAAGAAAAUAAGACUCCAGAGGAAAAAGGGAGCUAUGAAUCUUGGACGGCAGCAGAUACUGGUUCGCUUAAAAACAGUGGCAAGAGAGUACAUAAGUUUGGUGGAUGGGAUGAGCUAGAUGAUGCUUAUAAGGUCCCCAGAGGGACACCAAGACAGAAGGCAGAUGAGCUCCCAAAGCAACAAAACAAAAGCAAAUUGAGCCGGACAAGAAGAGUCAGGGACACACCAUUGCUGCUUAGGCUACUGAUUGCUGUUUUCCCAUUCUUGGGCUGGGUUAAGUUACUAUUUUGA